Molecule: messenger RNA, 1095 nt
Organism: Aspergillus tubingensis
Lineage: Eukaryota; Fungi; Ascomycota; Eurotiomycetes; Eurotiales; Aspergillaceae
Exons: 1
Coding region: 1-1095 (364 amino acids)
Source: RefSeq, a predicted model, not a curated record
AUGCCCGGACCCUUUAUGCGAAAGAGCAUCGACUCUUUGUCAAAUCUUGUCAGAGGAAAUUCGCUACGACGUCGCCAGACUCAAGACCAAGAUCAGAACCAGGAACAAGAGCAGUAUCAGUACCCGGAUCAAGCUCAUACUCGAUCAUCCCCAACUAGUGGCCAAGAAGCAUCGAAUAUGGGCCACUCUCAUUCUCGACAGAGCAGGCAUCGGUACGACUUCUCCGGCUCUGCGAACAGAAGUCCAGUGUCCCAGUCAACUGGAAAAGCGGCCAUGAAUAGCAGCCAGACUCCAGAUCCCUGGGCCCCUCCGCCGUAUGAACCACAGGCUGCUGCUGCUCCUGCUUCUUCUACCAUCUCAGGAAGCAGUGAUUCUCCAUACUCUUUCCUGCGGGAGUUCGAUACGAUCUUCAUCGUGGAUGAUAGUACGAGCAUGCUGACGGGUAACCGCUGGAAGGAGGCUGAGAAUGCUAUUGCUGCUAUCGCGCCUAUUUGUACGCAGUAUGAUCAGGAUGGAAUUGACGUCUACUUUCUUAACCAUCGCCGCCAGGGAGCUGAAAAGAUGAAGGGUGGGUAUAUGAAUAUCAGAACAGCAGAUGAUGUUCGUGAGAUAUUUGGGAGUGUGUAUCCGAAUGGUCCGACGCCUUUUGGUCGACGACUUUACGAAAUCCUCAAUCCGUACAUGCGAGAUUUGCAAAAGGCGAUUUCGAAGGGUGAUGGAUCGCGUGAUUCGGCUCAACUCAUGAAACCACUUAAUAUAAUUGCGAUUACGGAUGGGGCAUUUACAGACGAUGCGGAGAGUGUCAUUGCAGGAGUUGCGCAAAAGCUGGACGAGAAGAAAUAUCAGGCGGUGCCUUGGCAGGUUGGAAUCCAAUUCUUCCAGAUCGGAAAUGAUGCCCAGGCAAGGGCGUAUCUGCAGGAACUCGACGACAAUUUGGCCGAUAUGCAGAAAAAAGACCAUCUCCGUGAUAUUGUGGAUACCGUGCCGUGGAGGGGUGAUCAGGGGCAGACGCUGAGCGCCGAUGGCAUUCUAAAAUGCGUCCUUGGCGCCGUGUCCAGGAAAUAUGAUAAACGCGAAGCGUCGUUUCACCGCUAA